CGGGGCUCUUGUUGUCGUCCGGCGCCUGAGGAGACGGGUCGGUGGCCGCCGCUAGCCAGGGGAGUGCGGGCUCUGUCGGUCAGUCGCUCCGCCCCGGUUAGCCGGGGACAUGUCGAGGCGGGCGGAGGCCUGGCGGGCCGCGGCGAGGAGUCGGACGGCGGCCGAGGCGGAGGCGCCCUGCUCGAGCUUUCCCCGCCCGCUGUGCCGCCUACAGGCGCCCAGGGAGUGAGGGAGCCGCCGCCGCGGGGAGACCGGCCGGGACUGAGCCAGGGAGACGCGAGCAGUACCAGCUUUGCAGCAGCUGUGGCACUGGGAGUCGCUCUGGAGCCGAAGGUGGGACAAUGAAGCUGUUAGAGAACUCAAGUUUUGAAGCAAUAAACUCUCAGCUGACAGUGGAGACGGGAGAUGCUCACAUCAUUGGCAGGAUCGAGAGUUACUCAUGUAAGAUGGCUGGCGAUGACAAGCACAUGUUCAAGCAGUUCUGCCAGGAGGGCCAGCCACACGUUCUUGAAGCCCUGUCACCCCCUCAGACUACGGGGAUCAGCCCCAGCAGGCUCAGUAAAAGUCAGAGUGGAGACGAGGAGGGGCCCCUGAGUGACAAGUGCAGCCGCAAGACCCUCUUCUACCUGAUCGCUACCCUCAACGAGUCCUUCCGGCCCGACUACGACUUCAGUGCUGCCAAGAGCCACGAGUUCAGCAGGGAGCCAAGCCUCAACUGGGUGGUGAAUGCUGUGAAUUGUAGCUUGUUCUCAGCGGUCCGGGAGGACUUCAAAGCCCUGAAGCCUCACUUGUGGGAUGCUGUGGAUGAGGAGAUCUGUCUCUCGGAGUGUGACAUCUACAGCUACAACCCAGACCUGGACUCGGACCCGUUCGGCGAGGAGGGCAGCCUCUGGUCCUUCAACUACUUCUUCUACAAUAAGAGGCUGAAGAGGAUUGUCUUCUUCACCUGCCGCUCCAUCAGUGGGUCCACGUACCCUCGCUCGGAGUCAGGGAAUGAGCUGGACAUGGAUCUCGGUGAAGAAGACCAGGAGGGGAGCAUGGAUGCCUAUGACAAGGAAAGCAGCAAUAUCGAGGAGGACAGGGUGCAGGUUAUCUGCAUGUGAGUGUCCAGAUGAGCUCCAAGAAGUACUCAGCCCUGCUGAGCCAGUCUCCAGUCCAUCAGCAUCGAGGAUGGGCCAGCCCUGGCUGUUAUGUGAACUACCCCUUGCACAGAGCCUGCAGCACUGCUCUGCUCUUUGGCGCCGGGGGCUCCGGAGUGCCCCAGCACCUGCCCCACAGCCCUGCAUGUGGAAAGCCGCUGGUGCCUCUGGGCUGCAGAUGUCCUCCAGCUGCAGGUGCUGCCCAAAAGCCCGUUGCCUCCAGACACGUGCUGCGUGAUUGGUCAGCAGAGGCCACGCUCUCACUGCCGGCCUGGGCUCCGGCUCGCCAGACGCUUGUGCAGGGCCUUUGAGAUGCUUCAAUGCACUUUAGGAAUUGAUCUGCUGGCUGCACUGAUGUCCUGUCCUGUUGGCUCUGAAGCAGGGCAGGCUGCUCCUCGGGCACUUCCCUUUACCAAUGGCGACCCAGCAAACUCCGUCCGGCCAUAGCAGCAGCAGGGCGCAGGGCAGGGCAUCCUCACCUCCUGGAUCUCCUCGUUCAGAACUGUUGAUGACCCGCCCCUCCCCCCACGUCACUGGCCUGCUCCCUGUUUUGGGGGCGUUGCUUGGCUCCUGCUCACCUCACAGACUCAGUUUGCUCUUUUCCAAGGCUGUAGCAGGCGCCUUGCAGCCCCAUGCUGAGUGCUGCUCCCCUGUGCAAACGAACUGGCUGGGAGCUGGAGCUGAGGCCAGCGGGGCUGGUUGGUUGGUUUGUUUUUAAACCACAGAUGACUUUUGGCAUCAGCCUGGCAAGAAUGCGCAUGGGGUGGGUGGCGAUGGCUGCUGGGAGCCUGCUCCACUCUCCAGGAGGGCUGCAGAGCCUCUUUCCCUAGGCUCGUCUUGGGAGCUCAGCCCUGUUGACUCUGACUCAUGCUCCGGUUUAACUGCAUCCUCCCCUCUGUCUCCCUUGGCCAGUUCCCUAGCACUGGCCCUCCUAGUGCAGGCUGCUGGGCCUGGUGCCAGGCUCCCCCCUGCCCCCAGGGAUGAGUACACGCUGUCCCCGGGCCAAAGCAGGACGGGGGUGCAGAGCAGCCGGCUCUUCAUGGGCACUGGAGCACAUGGGAGGGCUGUGGGGAGGACCUGGCACUAGCAUGGGGUCUGCAGAGGGCAGCAGCACCAGGCCCAGGUCCCUGCAGCUCCUCCUCUGGCCUCCUCUCCCCCCCCCCCCCCCGGGAUGUUGCACCAGGAUAGCUGCAAACCCCUAGUGGAGAUGUGCUGGCAGAGGGUCUGGGCCCAACUUCUCUGCUGCGGAGGCACGGUGGGGAGGGGCCAGCCCAGCGCAGUCAGGGCCCCUAGAUCUCAGCCAGCCGGGGAGGGCUCCAGGAGCUUUCCCGUGGAGCUGUGCCCUGCCAGCCUCAGACCUGCAGAGGGAGCUGUAGCGGCCCCUGGUUCUGCUGCUGGCCCAUGCACCAGCCUCAUCCACCGGAGCUCGCUCGUCACCCAGCCCUCUUCACUGCCGGAAUCUGCCCCAGGAACGGCGUUGGGGUGAGCCAUAGCUUUCCCUACAGCUAGAGAACCCUGCCUGCCCAGCCAAGGGGCUGCCAGCUGCCCCCAGAGCCUCCCCUUCACCCAUCCUCCGUGGGCAUUUCUCAACGGUCAGCUCAGCACAUCUGCCCAGAUCAGUGCUUUAAGGGCCAGCAGGUCCCCCUACAUCACUGCUGGCAAGAGCUGUCUUGGCAGGAUCCAUCUGCCUCCUUGAGCCGGCAGGGUGUGCCUGGGGGCCUUGCUGGCCAGUGGAGGAUGGGGGGAGGGGAACCUUAUGUCAAAGCGUCCCGUUUUACCCACCUGUAGCCUAAGGAGGCCGUUCUCCCUAGCGCUGGGAGCCAUGGCUGUAACCAUGUGCAUUGACCAUCCCUGCUAGGGCGCCACAGCCUCAGCUCGGCUCUGGCUCGAGCUCGCACCAUUUGGGGGCUCGUGGAAGAGCCGGGCUUGCCUCUGAGCCGUGCCAUGGCUGGCCAUCAGGGUGAAGGGCAGUUCAGACUCCUGCCAUAUGCUCAGCAUGGCCUGCAUGGGUGUCUCUGCAGGGGUGCCCGGGCAGAGGGCUGGUGAGCACAGCAAGCUCCACAGCGUCACUCAGUCUGGGCAAAUAUGACCCGUAGCCAUGGCUGAGAGGGGGCCCUGGCCAGGAACCAUGGGACCAGAUCCCAGCCUGGCUACCGAGAACCUGGCAUUCCCGCGCCUGCCUUCGCCCCUCUGUUCACUGGCCCAAGUGGUGCAUAGCUGGCCUCUUGGCAGGGCGCCCCUGCUCCAAGGGGAGGGCGCAGCUGCUGUCCCCCUGCGCUGCUUCAAGAGCUUGUGCCUCUAGUGUCCUGCACACGGGGGAAGGGAGCUGGGGCCAGUUUCAUGUUCAAGUCCCUGUGAGGUUUGACUUUACUGCAUAGCAAUGUAUCGUUACACCAAUAAAGUUUAUCUGUGACUGA
Molecule: messenger RNA, 3556 nt
Organism: Mauremys reevesii (Reeves's turtle)
Lineage: Eukaryota; Metazoa; Chordata; Testudines; Geoemydidae
Gene: MAF1
Product: MAF1 homolog, negative regulator of RNA polymerase III
Exons: 8
Coding region: 342-1103 (253 amino acids)
Biological process (GO): negative regulation of transcription by RNA polymerase III
Cellular component (GO): nucleus
Molecular function (GO): RNA polymerase III core binding
Source: RefSeq, a predicted model, not a curated record